CUCCACGCGAGCCACACGGCCGGCGGCGUCCUCGCGAGUCAGUCAGCGUCGGCUCGCUACUCACGAGCGUUGUUCUCUACCACGACGAUCGUAACACUGUUCUCGUAUACACACGCAUCUUUCGUCAUACGCCAAUGAACCUUACCUAAAUUAAAUAAACUCACAGACGUUUUCGUUGAAAAUAUCACGAGUAAUUCAUUGUAUUUUGUGGAAACCGGCUCCGAACUUGACCUGUGAUUGUUUGCCCGAACUGUCAGUGCGCGUGUUGUGCUUUAUCGAUAACAUAACCUGUACGGCUUCAAGGGCACACAGUGGUCUUUUGAUGGUUGGUGCUCUGGAUGCAUUACUGCAGGGAUUUUUAAUCGAGUUUAUCCUAUCCUAAUUGACCAUAUAAAAUACAAGUAAGUGGGCGUAUUCGAAAGUUUGAAAAUCGAUCGGGUGACGUGCGUGCGUGGGAUUACGUUUACGUAAUCUUUGUUUACCUUGGGAAUAUGCACAGUGGCGAUUGUUCACUGUGAUUUGACAAUUUUGGGCAUCUGAGCUGGUUUUUAUGAUUGUAUUCAAUAUUGAACCACGGUCAGCGCCGCACUUAAAAUAUAUACCUACAGGAUACCCAGGUGUCUGUAAUGAUCCAAACCAACAAUCAGCAUUACCGACCACCAGAUCGAAUGUAUAGGCCGUGGGCGUGAGAUGGCUCGCGCGGGCAUGCUGCAUAGGGGAGGAAAAAAUGGAGCAGACGGGUGCGACGACGUGCAGCGGUCUCUGGAGCUCCUGGACCAAGUGCUGAGCGAAUACGACGAGGGCGAGCCGCGGUCGCUGGAAGCGCGCGCGCCGGCCGCCGCCACACCCGCCACGCCGGCUACCCCAGCCACCGACGACGACUCGCCGCUCGCCGGUCACACCUCCGAAGACGAUGGAUACAUGAGCAUGAACGGUCGACGAGCGAAGUUCGCGUUGGGUUUCCGUCCCACGGAGGAGCGCGAGGAGCUUUCGCCGCCGGACCCGCCGUCGCCGCACUCUCCGCCGCCUCCUGAGGAGGCGCAGAGAAUCAUCUCAACACUCUUGCCAAAGGUAUCACCAGCAAAUUCAGCAAAACGAACCACGUCAAUUGAGCAGCGGGAAGCGGAAGAAAAAUUAGAUUCUAUUAUAAGUAUCAACGGAAUAACUACUGCCACUCAAACAACUUUUCCAAAAACGAAACACCAACGCCCAUAUGGUUGGGAGAAAGACAACGAUACGACAAAUGGUUUCCAUCUACAACAGCCGCCUGUACAGUCUUACCGCUUUGCGUCUCUUCAGCACGGCGCCAGGCCUCCGCCACCCGACGGCCUGCCCUCUUGGUUACCUCCGCGACACCAUGCGCCACCAACUAAUCAAAAAAUAUCACCCAGUCUCGAAAAUGCUCCAGUUUUCCCUUUCAUGGGCUUCUCAAGUGAAUUCAACGACAAGCCAUAUAAUGAGCAUCCAGUUACAAUAUACCCAGGACCAAAUAUACAAUACAAUAAGCAAUUACAUUCUGAUACAUACAACAUACCCAAAUUAUCACCCUCGAAUACGAGGAGCUCAGAAAAGAAAAAACGAGACAGCAGGUCCGAUGGAGAUAUGUUGUCCCCCAAAACUAAAAUACCUCCGCGUACUCUCGCCGGUUCUAUGGAGAGGCAUAGAGAAGUGUGUAGAGGAUCCUCGGAGGAUAUGACGGAGGAAGAGAAGAGGAGAGGUUUGAAUAGGAGCAAUGACGACGAGCAUUUUUCGGACGAUUCGUUAGAAGAAGCGUUCCCGCCGCCGCCGCCCGCUGUUACCACGCCUUCGAAACGCAAUUCCAUAGCCUGGGAAGUGUCACUCGAUGGUGAUGAUCCUCUGUUGACCCCUGGAAGUACUAAGGUGAUUGGCAGACGAAGAAGAAAGUCUGGUGAUCAUUCACAUUCGAGUACAAGUUCGAUACCGCAACGAGUGGACGACGAUUGGGGCGAAGAGUACUGGCCUCCACCCCCGCCGCUCACUCUGUGCGAACCUCUCGUUUCCCCCACUUCCGACGGGGAGCACGAUAAUAGGCGCCAAGACCUCGCCUCUGGAACAUACGUCAUUCGUAAGGGCAAAAACAGGAAACAGCUCCCGAGCUUCAAUAAAAAUGCAAGCAAACCGAUCAACACAAGCAAUUUAAUACAUAGUCAUAGCUUGAAUAGAAGUUUAGACAUAGACAAAUCUAUUGAUGGCUCGAGUAUAUCUAUAAGUGGUUCAGGCUCUGUCGGAUCAUAUAAUUCUAGGCCUAGUUCAGAUUUAAGCUUACCACAAUCUCGUUACAGUGUAGAUUUAAAUUCGAGAUUAAGUCGAGAGCUCAAUACACCUAACUCUAGAUAUAGUAUAGACCUCUGUACGCCCAAUUCUAGACUGAGCAAAGAAAUGACCUCACCUAAAUCGAGACUAAGUUUAGAUCUUAAUAAUGGCCCCGAUAGGUACAUAACGCAAGAGUAUUUCGGUCAUAGUCCUAAAAGUAGAAAAAUACCUAGUGAUAAGAGUACUCAUUCAUCAAAAAAUAACGUGGUACAGAGCAAAUUAUCACCACAAAAUAGAUUUACUGACUUCAAAAAAUAUUCGUCCACAUUUGACAACAUCCAAUCAUUAAUAAAAGAAGGCAAAAUUGAAGAAACCUCGCAAUCUGAAUGCAAUGAAACCGUGAAUGAGUUAUCAACGAUCCCACCGAACAUGGUGAGAGUGGUGUCACUGCCGAGCCUCGGGGCGGAGGGAGAGAGCAACACCACUAGUCGGCAGGCACUCAUCACCACGGUCGAGGAGGAGGAGGAUCAGGAGAGCGCCGAGCCAGGGUCCAGUGGUGAGACCUCGCCGCUUCGGAAGAUUGAAAACAACAUAAGUGCUAUACUAAGUCAAGGUCGGGACCAAAAUCAUUUUACCCCAUACAUACCAAAAGACUGGAAUAUACAUAAGGAUGAAUACUGUGAUGAUGUAUCUAAAGAUAUAUUAGAUAACAAUUUCCGUUAUAGUUCUAGGGAGAGACAAAAGAGACAUGAUAUACAAAAAUCAUCGAGUCACAAUGAGAUACAGAACAGAUCUAUAGAUCGUAGAGAUCGAUCGUCUGGAAGAAGAUCGAACAGCAUGCACAAGUCGACGAGUGCAAAGGACGUGCCAGUUAGUUUAAUGAGACAGCCAUCAUCUUCAGACUCUGCAGUUUCGAGUGGAGGUGAUUUCCCCCUAAAUGUUCAAAUUGUUGAGCAUUCAUACCGUCAUCAUCAGUUGCCCGCAUCGCCCAAUUUGGGUCAUGAUAUGGGCCCUCUGCCGCAAACUCCAGAAUCGCCUAAAUUCCCUCCACUACCACCUUCUCCUGUUCAAGAAGUAGACGAAUAUACGGAAAUCAUGCAGCCAUUAGACAAGAGACACCCAAAGAAAGCUGAUACAUUACCGACGCCCACGAUGGAAAUUAGAAGAAGGCCUUCCGAACCCCCUGCAGUGCCGCCGCACCGGGACACGACAAACAGUCUCAAGACGAGGUCGAUGGAGACAAGUUACAAUAAGAACAGAAGAAAUAGCAAUUUCAAAUCCGGCUCUACUGACAGAAGAACAUUGCCUACAGUUAUUUUAGAUAUUGGCGCAAGUGGUGCUCGGCGACGCACCCUGCAGCGGCAGAGCCGUGACGCGGUGUCGGGGCGGGGCCCGCUGCAGACCUCGGCCAGCCUGCCGGAAACACCGGUGUUCGCCCGCGGCUGUGACGUACCCCGGACCCCGCCUAGGAACUCUACUGGCCCUCCAAGAAAUAACACAAUGAACUCUAUACAGUCAAUAGCAGGCAGCAGUGCGACUCUUGGCGGCUACGGGCGGGGCUCGGUGAUGGGUGCGGGCGUGUGCACGGGCGCAGACUUGCUGCGGCUCGGUGGACCACCGCGGGGCUGGUACCCACGCCAGAGGCAUCGGCCAGCGUCCACCGAGCACCUGGACAGGCUAACGGCCUCAAAGAGCGCGACGGAGCACCCUCCGGCGUGGGAAGCCCCGGGCGCCCGCAAACCCCUCACACUGCCACCUAAUAUAACACCCAAAUUCUUCCAGAAGUCACCCAGAGAAGCACUGCGCAGAGUCACAAGCUUACUAAUUCGGAAAGGGAACAGUGGGAAGGAGAAAGAAAACGCACGAAACAAGGAAGCCACAUCACCAGCGGCUCGCUCGGCCAACGGCGAGGAACACCCGGGACAGAAACAACGCAAAGGAUUCUUCAGAAGCCUGUGGAAAAAAUCUCGCCACUAUUCCUUAGAACAUCCUUGAUUAAAUGAGAAGAAUGGUUUUGACUCAACCCUGUAAAAAUAAUAUGUCAACUGAAAAGCUGAGAACGAUAGAGGCUUUUAUAAGCUUUGAGGGGGAAAUCCACAGGUCCAAUGUAAACUAAAACAAAAUUUGCACAAGUAACACAAUGUAUUUGAUACCGCAACUUCUUGUUCAUUCGAUUUAAUUAAAAUAGAACUAGGGAACUAUGAAGCUUAUGCCAAACCUACCUUGGAUUGCUUACUAAAUCGAAUACCCUAGUUAAUAAUAAAAAACAGGCUCACUGAAGCCGUAUUUGUUUAAAACGAGUGUAUAUUGAGUACCAUUAAUUUGUUUAAUCAAUGAUUAAUUAUAUCAAUGCAUAAUUUAUUUAAGAAAUAUGUAUUACAAAAGUACUAAAUUUCAAUUUGGAUAAUAGAAUGUAGAAAUGUAGAUAUAUCCAUGUAGCAAUAACAUCUAAUAGUUUACUUUCCAAAACUAUUGCCAGGAACAAUAGUUUAUACCAAAAGUACCUUUAUAUAAUAUAGUUAUCUAUAUUUUGAAUCUACUUUUGUUAAUUAUAACGUAGAUUUAAGUAUCAAUGGCCCUUGUGUGUUGUAAUUUAAAGAACCAACUUGAUAGACUAUUGCUACAAGUUUAAUAUUUUAUACAAAUUCUUGUAUUCGAGUGUACUUAACUCUUACUAUUGUAGAUUUUGUCAAAAGAAAAUAAAUUAUGUUCAAUAGCAAUAACA
Messenger RNA from Plodia interpunctella (Indianmeal moth), 4999 nucleotides. RefSeq lists its product as uncharacterized. Bases 691 to 4269 code for a protein of 1192 amino acids. The transcript has 16 exons. Lineage: Eukaryota; Metazoa; Arthropoda; Insecta; Lepidoptera; Pyralidae. The record is from RefSeq and is a predicted model, not a curated record.